AUGAAGGCGCGCCUGCUUACUACAAUUGCUUUUGCAAUCCCAUGCCUUGCAUUCCCUACGCCGAAUGGUCAUGAAUUUCGUGCCCCGGGGCCUUUCGAUAGUCGUUCACCAUGCCCUGGCCUAAAUGCUCUGGCAAACCAUGGCUUUCUCCCACGCGAUGGCAAGAACCUUAAUUACGAUCAGAUCAACGAAGCUGCGCAAGCCGCAUACGGUUUCGAGCCUGGCAUCUACAAGAUGGCUGUCGACAUGGUAUUCCAGUUUAACAUCUCGACUACAAGUCAACCCAACGAAACUUUCAACCUUUUCGACCUAGCUAGGCACGACACGAUUGAAGCUGAUGGCUCUAUCACCCGCAACGACAUCUACUUUGGAGACGAUGUUCACUUUGAUGCUACUGUUUUCGCCCCUGUCGCGAAAGACCUUGGGUUAAAUAAUUACAACUCUUCUGAUCAACUGGUUACGGUAGAGACAGCCGCCAAAGCCACCGAGAACCGCUAUAACCUUGCAAUGAAAGUCAACCCAGAAUUCAACGCUUCUAUGCACCAGCAUGAUACCGAAUACGGGACUACAGCGCUCUAUCUUCUGACUGUAUGGGAUGAGGGUCAGAACGCUGCGCCCAAGCCAUGGGUCAAAGCACUGCUAGCGGAGGAUCGAAUUGCAUAUGCGGAGGGAUAUACGAAAGGGCAAAAGAUCAAGACUGGCGAGCAGCUUCAAAAUAUGACUACAGCUGUACGAGCUGUAGUUGGAUGGAAACCUUGAAGAGAGAAUUGGGACUCCUUGAUGCUUCUCGCCGAGUGACAGCUACUAGCUAGCAUGAAGAGACGUUGCCUGCUUUGGAAUAUCCACAAGACGUG
Molecule: messenger RNA, 854 nt
Organism: Cladophialophora immunda
Lineage: Eukaryota; Fungi; Ascomycota; Eurotiomycetes; Chaetothyriales; Herpotrichiellaceae
Exons: 3
Coding region: 1-759 (252 amino acids)
Molecular function (GO): peroxidase activity
Source: RefSeq, a predicted model, not a curated record